UUGUGCGUUGCGUUUUGCGUUCUUGCGGUUGGCUGUGUUUUAUUUUAUGAAAAGUAAAAUCAAAACAAGCAGCAAUUCUUUUAAGCAAAAUCAAUAUUUUUUUUAUCUUCUUUUGAGUGUGGUUAGAACAAGAUGUGAGCAAUGAUCUCUAAAGGAUGUCCUAAAUGCAAAAACCAAGUGGCUGUAGCUUGCAAAGCAUGCCCUUGCGGUCACAUUUUCUUCACGGCUCGUAACAGAGCACGAACCUUUGAUAAUUUAUUGGUGGCCUCAGCCGGUGCAUCAGGAGAAAUUCAGGGGCAGCGACGAACGGAAAGAGUGAAGAGGGAAAAACCCAAGUUCUACGACUCUCUGCAAUAUGAAAACAAGCUUAAAAAGCGGAGAAAGCCAAAAAUCACUCAGCCUGUGUACGAAGAGGAAAAAGACGAGGAAGAUGAAGACUCUGAUCCCAAGGGAAAGAAGAGGCGAAUAAUUAAAAAAAUUGAAGAGGAUGAAGAUCCAAUGGUCAACUUGCCGAACGAGAAGUUGCAACAAUGUUCCAUAGAGCUAGCGGAGCUCAAUCGCAAAAUUUUUUCAGUAUCAUGGAAAGCUUGAAAUUUUUGUAGUGCUUAUUCAAAACUUAUACUUGGUCAAUAUUCAAUAAAUAAUUACAAAGAUCUCUCUUAAAAAUUGCU
This is a messenger RNA of Neocloeon triangulifer, 671 nucleotides long. Its product is annotated as UPF0547 protein C16orf87 homolog. Lineage: Eukaryota; Metazoa; Arthropoda; Insecta; Ephemeroptera; Baetidae. The record is from RefSeq and is a predicted model, not a curated record. The transcript has 3 exons. Bases 142 to 591 code for a protein of 149 amino acids.